AUGGCACCCAUCGAGCGCAUCACUCUCUUCAAGAUCCCUAACGACGCCGACGCUGACCGUCUGCUGGAGCAGUACAAAAUUCUAGCAAAGACUGCUUCUAAGGAUGGAAAGCCCUACAUCGUUGCCGCUGCCGCUGGCAAGUCCAUUCCCGAUCCCCGCAACCGCGGCUUCAAUAUCUCCGUGAAGACAACUUUUGCUUCAAUGGAGGACAUGAAGUACUAUGAUACAGAGUGUGAGGCUCACAAGGAGCUUAAGGCACUUGCGGGACCUAUGAAGGAGGAUGUGAUGACCACAUUCUACGAGAGUGUUCUUUAA
Molecule: messenger RNA, 315 nt
Organism: Penicillium odoratum
Lineage: Eukaryota; Fungi; Ascomycota; Eurotiomycetes; Eurotiales; Aspergillaceae
Product: Dabb family protein
Exons: 2
Coding region: 1-315 (104 amino acids)
Source: RefSeq, a predicted model, not a curated record